Messenger RNA from Rhizoctonia solani, 1428 nucleotides. RefSeq names its product aldehyde dehydrogenase family protein. Gene Ontology annotation, molecular function: aldehyde dehydrogenase (NAD+) activity. The transcript is spliced from 12 exons. The coding region runs from base 1 to 1428 and encodes 475 amino acids. NCBI's taxonomy places the organism in Eukaryota, Fungi, Basidiomycota, Agaricomycetes, Cantharellales, Ceratobasidiaceae. The record is from RefSeq and is a predicted model, not a curated record.
AUGUCCGAAUACACAAAUAUUAUCAACGGCAAACCUGUGCCUUCGCAAACCACCCUCGACGUCCAAAAUCCUGCUACACAAAAGAAGAUCGCCGAGGCCCCAGUUGCAACCAAAGAGCAGCUCGAUGAAGCUGUUGCUGCUGCCCGUGCUGCUCUCCCAGCUUGGUCUGCCAAGUCACAGGAUGAACGUGCGCAUGCUCUUGAAGAUAUCGCCAAGGUGAUUGAAAACAACAUUCCCAAAUAUAAACCUAUUCUUGUCUCGGAACAAGGCAAGACUUUGGCCAACGCCGAGAGGGAACUCGGCGGUUGCAUUAUGUGGCUGCGUGAGACCGCGAAGCUGCGCUUGCCCGAUAAGGUGAUUGUAGACAACGAACAGACGAGGAUCACUGAGCGCCGUGUGCCAAUUGGUGUGUGUGCAGGUAUUAUUCCCUGGAACUUCCCCUUGAUGCUCUGCAUCUGGAAAUUGGCCCCCGCUCUCCUGGCCGGCAAUACCAUGGUCCUCAAGCCCUCGCCUUUCACUCCUCUCACUACUCUCAAAUUCGUCCAGGACAUCCAAGCUGUUCUUCCGCCAGGCGUUGUCAACGUAUUGAGCGGUGACGACAGCCUCGGGCCUUGGAUUACCUCCCACCCAGGUAUUGACAAGGUCAGUUUCACCGGAUCGAGCGAGACGGGAAAGAAGGUUAUGGCGAGCGCAAGUACUGGUCUGAAGCGACUGACUCUUGAACUCGGCGGUAAUGACCCAGCCAUUAUUCUUCCUGACGUAGACGUUGCAAAGGUUGUGCCCAGUGUAUUCUGGGCUGCCCUCGUUAACAAUGGGCAAACAUGCGCUGCUGCCAAGCGUUUAUACGUGCACGAAAAGAUUUAUGACCAGUUCCGGGAUGAGCUUGCGAAAUUCGCCAAGACCGUCAAGACCGGGGAUGGCACUGACCCCGACUCUCAACUUGGCCCCGUCCAGAACCUGUUGCAAUACAAGAAGGUUUUAACUUUCUUUGAGGAUGCCAAGGCAAACGGUUACAAGUUUGUGACUGGCGGAGACGUGAACCCGAACCCGACCGAUGGACUAUUCAUCCCUGCCUCGUUUGUCGAUAACCCUCCCGAGGACUCGAAGAUCGUGCAGGAGGAACCCUUUGGACCGAUUGUGCCACUUCUAAAGUGGAGUGACGAGGCUGAUGUCAUUAGGCGUGCUAAUGACACUAACCUCGGUUUAUCCGCUUCCGUCUGGGGCAAGGACUUGGAUGCCGUCGAGAGAAUUGCGAAGCAGAUCCAGGCUGGAACUGUUUGUAUGAAUGAACUUCAACCCGCUACCCCGUUCUCCGCCUUUGGCGGACACAAGGAAUCUGGGAUUGGUGUUGAGGGUGGUAUGAAUGGGUUGCUAACUUACUCGAAUAUUCAGACCUUUACGCUCAAGAAGCAGGUCGCAUUUGCAUGA